CCGCCCAGAAAUUUCCUAGCUAGCGGCAUGGCCUGCCUGUUGCGGCGGCCGGGGACAGCCAAUCUGGCGACGAGGAUGAGCUGCCGUGUACUGCACGAAGUCACGGGUGGGCUGUCGCUGGGCGAGAUUAUUGGAGCCACGAAUCUGCGGAAGAGCACGCCCGAGGAGUACCGAGUGCUGCGCGACAUUCUCACCUCCUUCGAGCGGUACAGGGGUGUGGGCAACGACAUCCAGCUGACGCUGCAGGAGCGCGUGGCCAACGAGGUGAUCAUGUGCGAGAAGAAGAGAGAGUACCAGAAGGGCAUACUGGACCCCACCAAGUUCGCACCGGGCUACCACAUCUUCCAGGUGCUGCACAAGAUCCGCAAUUCGCCGCUCUUCAAUAUCCUCACCAAGAUGCCCAAGGGGGCCCUCAAGGUGCACGACGCCUCCCUGUGCAGCACAGACUACCUCAUCCAGCUGAUGUACAAGGAACACCUCUGGGUGUGCACCACCAACGAGGGCUGCAACGUGGCUGAGUUCCGAUUCGCCCAGGAGAAGCCCACGAAAGGUCUCUUCCCGGAGGGCCAGUGGCAGACGAUGGAGCAGCUGCGCGAGCACCGCGGCGUGGAGAAACUCAACAAAUAUCUGCGGCGACGCUUCAGCAUGUAUCAGAAGGCCAGCUUCAGCAAUAACGCGGAGGCCUGGCGCCACAUGAUGGGCAUCUUCCAGCUGCUGAAUGGCCUCAUUCAGUACGCGCCCGUGUGGGCCGAGUACUACUAUCAGGCCCUCAAGGAGUUCCGAGCCGACGGUGUGCAGUACAUGGAGGUGCGGACAACGAUGCCCCAGCUGUACUGUCUGGACGGGCAGAGGUUGCCUGUGCGCGACACCGUGCAAAUCUACAAGGAUGUCCUGACCCGUUUCAAGAAGGACUACCCAGACUUCAUCGGCUCCAAGCUCAUCUACGCCCCGCUGCGGCAUGUCCAGCCAGAGGUGGUGGGACAAUUUGUCAAGGAAUGCACCGAACUAAAUAAAGAGUUCCCUGGCUUUGUGAUUGGCUUCGAUCUGGUGGGGCAGGAGGACGUGGGCCAUCCGCUGAGCCAAUUCGUCGAGGAGCUAAUCAAGCUGCCGGACAACAUCAACUUUUACUUUCAUGCGGGACAGACCAACUGGUACGGCUCCCACGUGGACGAGAACCUGAUCGACGCCAUAAUGCUGGGCACGAAGCGCAUCGGACAUGGCUACACGAUCACCAAGCACCCGCUGCUGAUGCAGCUGGCCAAGUACAUGAACAUCGCCCUCGAGGUGUGUCCCGUCUCCAACCAGGUGCUGCAGCUGGGCUCCGACUACCGCAACCAUCCCGCAGCCACGCUGAUCGCCGAGAAUGUGCCGCUGGUCAUCUGCUCGGGCAAUCCAGCGUUCUGGUGCGCCUCACCGCUCUCGCACGACUACUACAUGGCCUUUCUGGGCAUUGCACCCAUGAAUGCCGAUCUGAAGUUCCUCAAGCGCAUCGCCAAGAACUCGAUCAGGUACAGUGCGCUCAAGGACGAGGCCAAAGCGAAGGCAAUGGAGAAGUGGAAAAAGAACUGGGACGAGUGGAUCAACGAUGUUGUCAAGAACAAAGACAAGACUCUCAAGGCAAGUGAGCAAUAAAAUUCCAUGGAAU
Molecule: messenger RNA, 1645 nt
Organism: Drosophila subobscura
Lineage: Eukaryota; Metazoa; Arthropoda; Insecta; Diptera; Drosophilidae
Gene: Adgf-E
Product: adenosine deaminase 2
Exons: 2
Coding region: 28-1632 (534 amino acids)
Biological process (GO): inosine biosynthetic process; adenosine catabolic process
Molecular function (GO): adenosine deaminase activity
Source: RefSeq, a predicted model, not a curated record